Tripterygium wilfordii is the source of this 1839-nucleotide messenger RNA. RefSeq names its product serine/threonine-protein kinase STY13. The record is from RefSeq and is a predicted model, not a curated record. Gene Ontology annotation, cellular component: plasma membrane. Lineage: Eukaryota; Viridiplantae; Streptophyta; Magnoliopsida; Celastrales; Celastraceae. Gene Ontology annotation, biological process: protein phosphorylation. Gene Ontology annotation, molecular function: ATP binding; protein kinase activity. Bases 481 to 1590 code for a protein of 369 amino acids. The transcript has 6 exons.
AGCUUCAGUUGUAACGAAUUCCUGGAUAAACACCAGCCCAUGACAGGGACGGUUACAGGCAGAGAAGAAAAUAAUAAAGAAAAGGUAGAUUGACCGUGAAUCCCAUAAAAGAACAAACACACAACACAGAGAGAGAGAGAGAGAGAGAGAGAGGAGGUAAUUGGUCUUUCAGCACUAUAAUUUAAAGACACAUAUGAGGUGGUGUAGCAGCAGCAGCAGAAGCAGAGAGACGGUGGUGGGUCAGAAACAAACGUCGUGUUCAGGCGGAAUCCAUGUGCACACAUGGACUUGAUAGCAAAUCCUACACAGCAAAGACCAAAUAGGAUAUAGAUAUAGCCUACCAGAAACUGAAAAACACCAACUAUACUCUGUUUAAUGUGAAGUAGUAGUAGUAGUGAAAUCAGAUACUCACCAACACCAAAAAGGAAGUACCUUUCUGUUGUUUUGUAUUGUUUUUAUCGGGAGAGAGGAUUGAGAGAGAUGAAGGAGAAGAGUGAGGGAGGUGGGUAUUUGAGGGCAGAUCAAAUAGAUCUGAAGAGCUUAGAUGAGCAGCUGCAGAGGCAUCUUACCAGGGCAUGGACCAUGGAGAAGAACAAGGACAAGGGAGAAGGAGAAGCAGAACAGCGACCCACAAAUACUGCCACUAGGCAAGAGUGGGAGAUUGACCCCUCUAAGCUCGUUAUCAAAGCUGUCAUUGCUCAUGGCACUUUUGGCACCGUUCACCGUGGCGUUUAUGAUGGCCAAGACGUUGCCGUUAAACUUCUGGAUUGGGGUGAAGAAGGCCACAGGUCAGAGGCUGAAAUAUCUUCACUUAGAGCAGCUUUUACUCAAGAAGUUGCUGUCUGGCACAAACUUGAUCAUCCUAAUGUAACUAAGUUUAUUGGGGCGACCGUGGGCUCAUCAGAUCUAAACAUACAAACAGAAAAUGGUCAUGUUUGCAUGCCGAGUAACAUGUGCUGUGUUGUUGUUGAAUACUGCCCGGGAGGUGCUCUCAAAUCCUAUCUUAUAAAGAACAGGAGAAAGAAGCUGGCUUUUAAAGUAGUUGUUCAACUGGCAGUAGAUCUGGCACGGGGGUUGAGCUAUCUCCAUUCCCAGAAGAUUGUCCACAGAGAUGUUAAAACAGAAAACAUGCUUCUGGACAAGCAACGUACGCUAAAAAUAGCUGACUUUGGUGUUGCUCGGAUCGAAGCUUCUAAUCCUCAUGACAUGACAGGAGAGACAGGAACGCUUGGAUAUAUGGCACCCGAGGUUCUCAAUGGAAACCCAUAUAAUAGAAAGUGUGAUGUGUACAGUUUUGGUAUUUGCUUGUGGGAGAUAUACUGCUGUGACAUGCCGUAUCCUGAUCUUAGCUUCUCGGAAGUGACGUCAGCUGUCGUCCGCCAGAAUCUAAGGCCAGAAAUACCUCGUUGUUGCCCAAGCUCUCUUGCAAAUGUGAUGAAAAGAUGCUGGGAUGCUAGCCCAGACAAACGGCCAGAAAUGGACGAGGUGGUAUCCCUAUUGGAGGCCAUUGAUACAUCCAAGGGCGGAGGUAUGAUACCUGGUGACCAGCCCCAAGGUUGUUUCUGUUUUCGCAGGCACAGAGGGCCUUGAAAGAAUCUCGAUGAAGAUGCCUCUCGGAUAGAAGACAAUGAGUUGUCAAAAAAUCCAUUUUGUAUUUAAUUCAUUGAAAAGAUUGGGAUUUUAGAGCUGAGGCAAUCAAAACUGGAGGCUACAUGCCAAGAGAAAACCUUGCAGAACCUUAUUUUCGAUAUAGGUCAUGCAUUGUGUAAAACAUUCUCUUGUUUUCUAGUCCUCGCUUUGUUUUGAAAAGAAUUAUGCAUCUGGGCAGUCAUAUCGCGG